AUGGCAUCCUCCGCAGCCGCAGCCGCCGUCCCGGCGAUGGACAUUGCCAGCCUGCUGACGGUGAUCAUCACGACGUCGCCGACGCCGUCGGCGCCCUGCACGGACCUGCUGUCGGCGGUGCUGGCGUCGUUCCGCGCCCACUGUCCGGCACUGCUGACGUGUCCGGUGACGGUGGUCUUUGAUACGUACGACCGCGUGGUGCCGCGAGCGCGGCUGAAAAAGGGCUGCGUCACGGCUGAGGAGGCCGAGUCGUACGUGGCCUACAAGGACAACGUGCGGCAGCUGGUGCGGGACGUGUGGGCACCGGCGGACAGCCGCGACGACAGCGGGACCAUCUCGAGCGGCCUCGCCGAGUAUGGGUCCCCGUUCAUCGCCGACAACGCGGUGGCCUUUACGACGACGCGCUCAGGCGACGGGCGGAUCGCGUUUAUCGAGCCGGCAGCGCGGCUGGGCUUUGGUCUGGCCGUGCGGACGGCCGUCCGGGCAGCCACGACGCCGUACGUCUGGAUUCAGCAGCACGACUGGACGCUGGUGUCGGACAUUCCGCUGGCGGCCAUGCUCGAGGUCAUGGCGACGUGUGAGGGCGAGGAAGAGGGCGAGACCGAACCGGGUGGGCUGGCCGGACAGAGCGACACGACAGAGCAGAGCGAGAACCCCUCGUCCAGCUCAGACUCUGGUUCCGUGGCUUCCUCAGGCGUCGACCCCGAAGAGGCUGUGCCGGUGCGCUAUAUCUGCCUGCCGUCGGUUCGCAUGCUGCGCUAUGCCACGUCGCCGCACGUGGUCAACUUCCCGGUCCUCCGAUCGCUGACGGUCUCGCUGAAGAGCGAGUUCCCCGUCUCAGCCUCGGUCUCGGCCCUGCCGACAACGCGUCGCGACCGCCUCCCUCUCACGCCCCUCUUCUUCUGGCACGACAAGACGCACCUGGCAUCGACAGCCCACUAUCUGCAGCGGGUCUUUUCGACACGUCUGGCCAUCGGCCGCGGCGACUUUAUCGAGGACCACAUCGGCCAGCGGGCACGCACGCAGAUGAAGAAUGACCCGGCCGUGUGGCGCAACUGGGCCUGCUGGCUCUACUAUCCCGACGACGGCAACGAGCUGUGUCUGCGCCACCUGCAGGGACGCACCUGGAGGGGCGAGAAGCAGGAGCAAGAGAUGCGCGACAUGUACCGGGAGAGAAACCGAUCGGCCGCCUCGGCCGCAGCAGAAGCAGCCAAGGCGGCCGCAGCAGCAGCUGUCCGGAAGGCGUCUCCCCUCUCGCCUUCGUCUCAUCCGCCUUAUCUGAUGGACUGGUCGGCUGACAUUUUUGCCGAUGAGGAGCCGAGCAGAUAA
Grosmannia clavigera kw1407 is the source of this 1329-nucleotide messenger RNA. RefSeq lists its product as uncharacterized. Bases 1 to 1329 code for a protein of 442 amino acids. Lineage: Eukaryota; Fungi; Ascomycota; Sordariomycetes; Ophiostomatales; Ophiostomataceae. The record is from RefSeq and is a predicted model, not a curated record. The transcript has a single exon.